AUAGACCUGCAUUUGUGUUCUGUGGUAAUCACAGUAGAAGCAGUGGACGAAGAUGAUCCAAAACCUCAGACACAAAACGUGUUCAGCACUCAAUCUCAACCACGUGUCGAACAUCAUCGGAAUCAUCAAUCACUAUUUGCACCAUCAAACUUUCACAACCAACUUUUCGUCAUCAUCUCUCACCCAAAACAUUUCCCAAACCAACUUCCUAAUUGCCUUGCAUGUUCGCCGAGGCGAUCCUGUCUCUGCAUGGAUCCUCUUCCACUCUCUACAUCGCGCGCAUGCCGACGUUGACGCGUAUACCUUCACCUCUGUCUUGCGCGCUUGUACUCUCUUGCAUAUCUCUCAACUCGGGACACAAGUCCAUGCCCAAAUGGUAAAAACCGGUGCUGAUUCCGGCACCGUCGCGAAAACCUCGCUGGUGGAUAUGUACUCCAAGUGCGGGUCUUUGGACGAAGCAGUGAGGGUGUUUGACGAAAUGGGUCAGCGAGAUGUUGUCGCUUGGAACGCUUUGCUUUCGUGUUUUUUGCGGUGUGAUCUUCCUGUUGAGGCUGUUGGGGUUCUUAGGGCGAUGGGGAGGGAGAAUGUUGAGCUUAGUGAGUUUACUUUGUGUUCUGCGUUGAAGUCUUGUGCUUCUUUGAAGGCGUUGGAGCUUGGAAGGCAGGUUCAUGGUUUGGUGGUGUGUAUGGGGCGUGAUAUGGUUGUUUUGAGCACUGCUCUUAUUGAUUUUUACUCCAGUGUUGGGUGUGUUGAUGAUGCUUUGAAGGUGUUUUGCAGUUUGAAGGGUUGGAAGGAUGAUAUGAUGUAUAACUCGUUGGUUUCUGGUUGUGUUAGGAAUAGGAGGUAUGGCGAGGCAUUUAGAGUUAUGGGCUUGGUGAGACCCAAUGCUGUGGCGCUUACCAGUGCUCUGGUGGGGUGCUCUGAGAAUUUGGAUUUGUGGGCAGGGAAGCAGAUGCACUCUGUUGCGGUUCGGCAGGGUUUUACUCGUGAGACUCAGCUGUGUAAUGCCCUGUUGGAUAUGUAUGCGAAAUGUGGAAAGGUUUCGCUUGCCCAGUCGUUGUUUGAUGGAAUUUGUGAGAAAGAUGUGAUUUCCUGGACUUGUAUGAUUGAUGCGUAUGGAAGAAAUGGGCGUGGGCGUGAAGCUGUUUUGCUGUUUCAGGAGAUGAGGAAAGAAGGGGGGAAGGUGUUGCCGAACUCCGUCACUUUUUUGUCUGUUUUAUCGGCUUGUGGUCACUCUGGACUGGUGGAGGAAGGCGAAAAAUGUUUCAAAUUGUUGAGGGAGAAGUACGGUCUUGAACCAGAUCCAGAGCACUAUGCUUGUUACAUAGAUAUCUUAGGCCGGGCGGGUAACAUAGAAGGGGUAUGGUCUGCGUAUCACAAUAUGGUUGAGCACGGUACUAGGCCUACUGCAGGAAUAUGGGUAGCAUUGUUGAAUGCCUGCAGUCUUAAUCAGGAUGUUGAAAGAGGUGAAUUGGCUGCGAAGCAUCUCUUGCAGUUGGAACCCAAUAAAUCUAGCUAUGUUGUUCUUGUAUCAAACUUCUAUGCAGCCAUUGGCAGGUGGGAUCGUGUUGAUGAACUGAGAAGCAUCAUGAGGACAAAAGGGUUGGUCAAGGAAGCUGGAAAUAGUUGGAUCAAUGUUCUGGGCUUGAACCAACAUGCUAGGUCACUAUCUGUUUGAUUGUUCAGCAAGACGGAUGACGCUUUACUGUUAUUGGGAGAUUUCUGGUGUGCUUGCCAAUAUAAAAGCAUCAAUAGCUACAUUUGAUCCGGCAGUGCGUAUCUAUCUACCCUCAUUCUUUUAGAUCAUUGGCUAGCAUUGGAUGUCCACAGAUCAACCAGUAAGAGGCUAUGGUGGGAACUUACUAAGGCAAUAGGUACCAGUCAGAACCUACAAAGGCAAUAGGGUACCGGUCAGAACUUACAAAGGCUAAUUGGUCUCGAAACACGACCUGAAUCAAAAUAGAAACUUACUACACAGAUGUUUCUUAAUAUUUGGCAUGGAGCUUGCAAGUUCUCCUUCUAAAUCUAAUGCAUUCACACCAUGUUUAUGAGAUUCCAUUUGUGUUCCGAGGUCUUGCAGUUAUUCCGCUGGCAGUUAGCCAAUCUCAUGAUAUAUAUUCUAUAAGAAUUUAUCCAUUUUGAUGAAUCAGGGGUUGCAAAAGAGGCAUCUAAGUUCCAAGUACAGUGGUAAUUUCACUGCUGCAGUAUCAAAUAAAGAGCAAUCCAUUAGGAAGUCUGGAGCUCCACAAUUCCUUCUUACAUUAUAAGGCUCCAAUCAAGAGUACCUGUCUGUCGAUAUCAAGAAAUAGCCAGAAAAUGACAGGAAAUCUGUAGAAUUACUGCUUCUUUUCAUUUUAGUUGCAAAUCGGAAGAGGGGUCGACCUCAAAUGAGAUAUUCUUGUGGGUUUUUCUUUUUGAAUAUCUGUGAACCAGUGACCAGCCAUCUUUAUGGUGCGCAACACAUGCAGAUCUGUGACUAGGAUGGGGUUAUAUCAAAGAUGUGAAAACUUUGCAAGAAAUAACAUCAUUUGUGUGAACAUCAAGAACUGCUUAUUAUUGUUUAAAUUAAAUGUGGUAGCUGAAGUUAGAGAUUCCGCAUAUUCAAGCGCAUCUCCUGUGAAAUACCACAACAAACUAUGCCAGCCCUUUGUUUAAAUAUGGUAACUAUGCACAUGUGCUCAGAAUUUUUAUGCCUUCAAUUCAUCCUUUGAGUGCAAUAUGCUUUAUUUGAGUAGUCGACGUUUCUUCUAUACUUUGAUACCUUUUACUUUACUUUUAGUAAACAAUAGGAAUAGUUUGGUGCGUUUUUGCAACUUCAGCUAGGUAAUGGAAGGAACCACAUACAGAAUAUAUACCAAAGACGUAGCAGGAUUGUGUGUUUGCUUUCACUUUAUACCCUUUCUUUCCACAU
This is a messenger RNA of Vigna umbellata (rice bean), 2911 nucleotides long. Its product is annotated as pentatricopeptide repeat-containing protein At5g66500, mitochondrial. The record is from RefSeq and is a predicted model, not a curated record. Lineage: Eukaryota; Viridiplantae; Streptophyta; Magnoliopsida; Fabales; Fabaceae. Gene Ontology annotation, molecular function: RNA binding; protein binding. Gene Ontology annotation, biological process: RNA modification.